GUGCAGGUAUAGGCACUGCAACAACGACUGCACCAAGUUUUGUAUGUGGCUACCGGCCGAAAUUUCGUUAUUAUUGUUGCUGAAACAUAAUGUCAUCCAUAAUAUUAUGCUGUUAUUGUGAUUAAAUGAUGUAUGUUGUUAUUAUUUAUUGAAGUGAAUCAGUCAAUUUAACUAUAGGUUUCUUUUGUUUUAAGAAGUCGGUGGAUAAUGACGGUAUUAUCUGUGUGUGAUAUGAAUGAAUGCAGACAGAAUGGAGUGGAAAGUGAACUGAAUUAAACAAUUAUAAUGAUCAUGGCAGCAAUGUUCCAUAGACGCUGCGGGGAAAGGGUGACGUUAACAAACGGUAAUCGGACAGCUAUAAGAAAUUUUUCUGAAUUCAAUUGCGGACUGGUUCUCAGCAGCGAGCCCUUGGUAGACAACCAGUUGUUCGAAGUGAGAAUAGACAAAAAGAUCAACUCCUGGAGCGGGAGCAUAGAGAUAGGGGUGACGACAUGCGACCCAGACACCAUGGAGUUCCCGUCCAGUGCGACAGACCUGCGCGAUGGCUCCUGGAUAAUGUCAGGAAACUCCAUCCUCAAGGACGGGAGGUCUGUGCUCGAGAUAUACGGCUCGGACCUCGACAAGCUACUGGAGGGUGACCGUAUCGGAGUCAUGAGGACAGCGGAGGGAGAACUGGUGUUCUACCUGAACAGCGUGUGCCAAGGGGUUGCCGCCGAGGGCAUCCCGAGCAGGGUGUUUGCAGUCGUAGACAUGUAUGGCAAGUGUGCCCAGGUGUCCAUCGUCAGCCCCGGUGCCUCGCCCCAGCCCGACAGGUCGGAAUCGGAGGCGGAGAUAAACAACGACCGGGCGACGACGACGUCCACGACAGACCUGGUGGCCAGCCUGAGCGUGAACGUGAGCGUGGGGGAGCGGCACAACAACGAGGCGGUGGACCGCCUGCGGUUCCACGAGCGCUGCGGCUCGCUGGUCAAGCUGUCGGGGGGCGGGCGUGCCGCAGAGCGCCGGAGGCCCCUCGACGAGUUCAACAACGGCGUGGUCAUGACCCACCGCCCGCUCCGGGACAACGAGCUGUUCGAGAUCCGCAUCGACCGACUGGUGGACAAGUGGUCAGGCAGCAUCGAGGUGGGCGUGACGACGCACAACCCCACGGCGCUGGAGUUCCCCGCCACGAUGACCAACAUGCGCAGCGGCACCACCAUGAUGUCGGGCUGCGGCAUCCUCACCAACGGCAAGGGCACCAGGCGGGAGUACGGCAUGUACAACCUCGACGAACUCAAGGAAGGUGAUCGCAUCGGUAUGAUGAGGAAAUUAAACGGCGACCUCCACUACUUUAUCAACGGCCUGGACCAAGGUGUCGCUGCAACGAAGAUUCCGUACUGCGUUUGGGGGGUGGUGGACCUUUAUGGCAUGACAGUCAAGGUGACGAUCGUGGAUCGGGAUGAACGUGAGGAACAAAACCUGAUAACGCGUAGAAAUACAGCUCUCAGAGACCAGCAGCUAAUGCAGUCUCUUAAUGACAUGCCGGAAGAAGACUGCGUGGACCGGCUGAUGUUCCACUCUCACUGCGGAACCCACGCUGCGGUCAUCUUCAACAACCGCACGGCCCACAGGCCCAAUGCAAUGGACGACUUCAACAAUGGAGUCGUGCUGACAAACCGUCCCCUGAAGCCCGGCGAGCUGUUCGAAGUGCGACUGGACAAGAUGGUGGUCAAGUGGGCGGGGUCCAUAGAGAUCGGAGUAACGACCCACCACCCGACAGAGCUCGAGUACCCUUCCACUAUGACCAACGUUAGAUCUGGAACCUGGAUGAUGACUGGAAAUGGUGUAAUGCACAACGGUACGACUGUGAUAGAUGAUUAUGGACAGAAUCUUGAUAGGCUUCAGGUGGGCGACCGCGUGGGGGUGAUGUGCAAGGAAGGCGGCACUCUGCACUUCUUCGUGAACGGCGUGGACCAAGGCUGCGCCGCCACCAACAUCCCGGAGUCUGUGUACGGGGUCAUCGACCUGUACGGCCAGGCCGCCCAGGCGACCAUAGUGGACAGCCUCGACUGCUACUCCCCGGACACGGCCAACUCCAGCCUGUCCAACAACGCCCUCUACAGUGAUCUUCGUUUCCAUCAUGUCCACGGCAAGAAUGCGAGAGUUUCCAACAAUUUCCUCACGGCAUCCCGUCCACGGGCAUUUGGAGAGUUCAACGAUGCCAUUGUGAUGAGCAAUCGCGCACUGCGAGAAGGGGAGAUGUUUGAGGUGGUCAUCGACAAAACCGUAGACCGGUGGUCGGGAUCAAUUGAGGCGGGCGUGACUGCGAUCCGACCCGAGGACUUGGACUUCCCGAGCACCAUGACAGACAUUGGACAUGACACGUGGAUGCUGUCGGGCUCGUCCGUCAUGCAGGACGGGAUCACGUUGCGCAACGGAUACGCCUGCGACCUGGACACCCUUACCGCUGGCACCAGGAUCGGCAUGAUGCGGCACGAGGACGCCACGCUGCACUACUACAUUGACGGUGUGGACCAGGGCACGGCGUGCGAGGGCGUCCCCCGGCACGUGCACGCGGUGGUGGACCUGUACGGGCAGUGCGCCCAGGUUUCCAUCGUGCCGCAGGGGGCAGAGCGCCGGGACGCCGGCGCGCUCGCGGGCGGGGUUCCGAGCGAGAACAGCUCCCAGCCGCUCAGCUUGCCCGCGCUUCUGCCCGGCCACGCCACCUGCGACGCCGUGCACAGGUUCAGCGCGUGCUGCGGCAAGAACGUGGCGCUGAGGUCUGGCAACACGGUGGCGACGCGGGUGCGAAACUACAGCCACGCGCUGGCGUUCAGCCAGGCGCCCCUGGAGCCUGACGAGGUGUUCGAGGUGUGCAUCCAGGAGGUGGCCCUGCAGUGGUCCGGGACGCUCCACGUCGGGGUCACCACGCUGCCCGUCUCCGACGCAUGCCCCCCGGGCAACCUGCCGCCGCUCAUCGCGGGGCUCGCCGCCGACACCUGGUUCCUCACCGGCAGCGAAGUUCGCAGGAACACCACAAUGCUGAAGGUGAACUACUGCCCCAGCCUGGAGUGGCUGGUGGUGGGCAGCAAGGUGGGGGUGAAGCGGUGCGGGGACGGCAGCCUCCACUUCCUCUUCAACGGGGAGGACAUGGGCGUGGCCGCCACGGGCUUGCCCAAGCGCGUGUUCGCGGUGGUGGACCUGUACGGCAGCACCGUGAGCGUGGGAACCUCGAGCGCCCGCCCCGCGGCCAGCCAGGAAGGAGGGGGGGAGGGGGUCGCCGCCGUCAUGGUGGAGUCGGCCCGCUCCAGCAAGCUGCACGACUCGCUGGAGAUGCUGCUCGACACCACGCCCACCAACAAGACCCUCGUCGAUGACAUCCCUCCGCUCCCGAGCUCCAAGUCCUGCGAGCUGCGGCUGGAGGACGGCGGUACGGGCAGGGGGGGUUCUCCCCCCGCCGCCCCGCCCCAGCCGCUGGUCUUCCACGAGUACCACGGCCGCAACGUCGGGCUGGGCGAGGGCCGGCUGUCCGCCCGGAGGAUCGCCAGCUACAACCAGGGGGUGGUCAUAUCCGGCCGUCCCCUGCCGCGCGACCAGCUGUUCCAGGUUCGUAUUGAGGCCUUGAACCCUCGCUGGAUGUCAUCCUUGAUGUGUGGAGUCGUGAGUGUGUCCCCAGACAAAACCCACUUUCCUCUUACUGCACUGGGAUUCAAGAGGAACUCUUGGAUUGUUUGCAGUGACUGCAUCUACCAAAAUGGUAUCAAGGUAAGGAAUGGCUACGGGCCCAACCUGGAUCACUUGCAAGUAUCCCAUAUUGUGGGCGUGCUGGUGGACGGGGAGUCCCAGCUCCACUUGUUCGUGAACGGAGUGGAUCAGGGCGUUGCGGCCAAGGACAUCCCCCCGCUCUGUUACGCUGUCGUUGACCUGUAUGGUCAGUGCGAAGAGGUUAGCGUGGUGUUGAGCGGCGAGGACGGCCAGAACGCCGCGCCGGAGGUCUCCGCCGCGUCGGAGGCGGAGUGCCUGAGCGAGAAGGCGGACCUGGAGUGCGACGAGAAGGAGAAGCUGGCCUCGUCGCCGCCCGCCCCUCCGCCCUCCCUGGCGCUGUACGCCAAGUCCCCCGGUGGCGGAGGAGGCGGCGGCCUGCAGCCCUGCUCGUCCGUCCACUGCGACUCCAACGUGGAGGUGAUAUCCAACGCCACCCCCGUCGGCUCCCCCGCCGGCCCGGGCACCCCUGGUGGGACGGUGUCCAAGAACUGCGAGUACCUCGGUGCCUGCACCAGCUUCAAGAACGCGCUUGGCAUCCCGGACGGUUUCUUCCUGCGGGAGCACAGCGUGUGCUACUGCGAGACGUGCCACAAGCUGCGCGGCGCGCAGGCCUACAACCGCAAGGGGGACCCCCCAGCGGAGUACGCCGUGCCGUGCGGGUGGUGCCGCUUCACCCUGCGACGGCCCCCGGGGGCCGACGCGGCCUCGGACCGGUGGCACGUGGCGUUCUACGGCUCCCGGCUGGCGGACGUUCGCACCAUCCUGGACCACGGCCAGCUGCUGCUGCCCGGAGAGCUGGGGCUGGAACGCACAACUUACACGAAAGACAAGUCGAAAGAGGACGACUCUGACGGCUCGCAGCUGCUGUUCUCGCCCAGCCUCAAGUACGCUGCGGCCACGACCGUCACCAACAAAUACGAGUACGUGGACCCGAAGACCAAGCGCAGGUACCAGGCGCGGGCGGCCUUCCAGAUCCUGGCCCAGCCGGGCUCGUACAAGGUCGGCCCGCCGUCGCUGCCCGGGAUCGCCAAGCCCGUAGACCCGCAUCUCGACCACGACACGGCCGAGUGGGUGACCAAGGAGAGAGGCGCCACGGUGCUGUGCGCGCUCCUCGUGCGCCUGGAGGCCCUGUGAGGCCCCCCCUCCACCUCCCCCCACCCCCACCCCCUCCCGGCCACACGCCUCUAGUCAUUCCCCCUCCCGACCCACGCCGGCUUAUCUGUCCGUCCAUCUGGCCACGCUGCUCCCCUUCUCGUCACCGUUCGAUAUUGCGUUACCUGUUGUUUUUUUAUUUAAAAAAGCACUCGCUCUCUGUGUCAAUCGCCUGUUUUUCGACUUUGUGUUACAACAUGUGCUUUUCGGAUCACCAAAUAAAUAUCUUGAUGGUAUACCUAUUUCCCUAGAGAAUCUCGGCGUAUAAUUAAAGAAGUUCGCGGUGCCAUUUGAUGUUUUUUAGGACGAUUAAAAAUGUAAUGUGUGUAAUUGUUUUUUUUUUUCCUUUUUUCUUCUUCUUCUCCUUCUUCUUCUUCUUCUUCUUCUUCUUCUCCUUUCCGCCUGUAGUCACCUAUAAAUGUAGUCUUGAGCAUGAGACAAGCAUAGUUCACUUUAAGUUUUCGUAGAUAAUGCAUUAAUGUAGGGAAUUCAUUAUCGUCAGUACAAUCCUGUGGUGAUGUUUCACGUCUCUUAAAAAAUUUUCUGGCAGUUCGCAAUUACUUCUGUUCAAUAUAUAGUUUGAUAGGGUUUUUUGUGCUCCACAAUUGUUACUUGACUGUUUUGCAUUUUCUAUUCUGGUGUGAGUUGUUACAGUAUGUCGUUCAUUUCAGACUUAUAUUUUUCUUUUAUGUUAUGAGCUUUUAUGAAUGGAAGCUGAGAUGAGCUUUGUAUCUGUGGCAUUGACUAUGUGUAAUUUUGACCAAAAAAAAUUACACGUUCUUUAAAACUUGGAUUUUUAAACUGAUCCUUAUUAAUUACAUAACUUCUCCAAUAUUCUAUUUUGCCAGAUGUUAUGCCACACCAUUGUAAAAGUGAUUGCCAUUGAAUUAUGCAAGUGUCGACACUCAUUAUAGUUUUAGUGGGGUUUAGCAUAUUACAUUCUGUUCCUAGAUUUAGGAGGUUUAGUCUAAGAUAUGCCAGCCUCAGUUAACUAGAGUGUAAGGUUAAAAUUUCUCACUGAUAUAGUUUCAAAAUACACCUCCCACUCGAAGUAACACCGUUCAAUUUGUGUAGAUUUGAAGUAAUGAAGCGAAUAAAUUACUGCAUUAUGUGAUCAUAGAAUUGAAGUACGGAUAAUUUUCAUCUACAUGAAUAUUUCAAUCUGUGGGUGCACAAUAGCAAUGACACUUGUGAAGCGCUAAACAAAAUGCAAUGAAUUAAUAAUAUGACAAAAUAACAAUCAUUUAUCCUUUCCUUAAUAGCUAUUUACUUCGCAAUUAACAUAUUAAAUUGGUUUAUAUUAUGCAGGAAUGUCUUCGACGCCCAAGUGUUCAGCCAAUAUUUAUAUUAUGUCAUCCUCCAAGUCAGCAACAACUCUGGUGAGAAAUGCUAGAAGUUUUCAGACUUAUUUUACCUCGCACCGACCAGAAUGCACAAGUGUCAAGACAUGUAAUUAGUAAUACACGGCAGACAUGCAUUUAGUAGACCACUGUGUCAGAAAUUACGUUAACAGUUUAAAUAGUCAUUCUUGGUAUUAGAAAAAAUUAAGUUUAUAUUUUUUAAUCUUAUUUUGUAACUCUGAAAUGUUAGCGCCUACUUUGUAAGGAAAUGUCACGCCCAUGGUCUGUUAUGUGAACAAUGCGGUCCGUUUGUGUGUUUUUUUACACCGUAUUUUUAUUUUACGAUGUUUAAUAUCUAAAUUCUAAAUUUAUCUUAAAGGUUUAUAUAGUUAUACUUAAAAUUUAUUUAUAUUUAGACAUAUGAUUAAUUCUGUAAAUUGACUUUUUAUGGGAUCAGUGUCUUGAUUAAAAUGGUCAACUGGCACACUUAUGUAUUUUGAAAACAAAUUACAUAUAUUGAUUAUCAUACACUCAUGAAAAAAUGUAUAUUUGAAUAACGCUCUGUUUUCCUGGAACAAUUGGGGCGUACUUGAGGUCGGGUGUAUUGAAGCUUAGAGUUCAAACUUAUUUUUACAAAUAUGUACUUUACUUCUAAAUAUUGUUUUAAUGCUUUGUUUUUCUGCUAGGAAGUAAUUGAAGAAAACUUAAUAAUUCACAAAAACUAACUUAUAUUCUCCUCGGAGGAUGAUAAUCUAAGAAUAAGAAGGUUACUUUUACAUUUAUGUAGUUAUUUUAUAUUAAAAAAGUCAAUUAAUUUUAAAAUGCUAAGUUUUGCCGGUCAGAAAAAUUAUGAAGAAUGUAAUAAGCGUAUUGUCUCAGAAUUUUUUGCAUGUAUCAAAAGAUUAAAAGCAUUGAUGGUUUUCAUUCAAGCUCUGUGGGUUACAGUGUGUAUGUUUUUGUUGUGGAAUUACUACGUAAGAAUAUUACAUAUAUCAUUUUGACUGCAUUUUUAUAUAUGUGGGAGCUUAAAUUUAAAAGGGUAAUAAUUUCAUCAAUGUUUAAUAGCCAUGCCAGAUAUCACUCAUAGUUAUAGACAUUUCAUUUUAAUAACACUCUUUAACUUACACAGAAAGGUGCAAAUUUUAUGUAGUGCUGUGUAUUUUUUUCUUCAUAAAAUCAGUGUACUUAAAAAUGCGGAAAAACAGAUUCUUGCAUGUAGACGAUUCCCAAUUGGGCUGGCUUUGUACAAAUGGAUGUAAUAUUUGUGUGUGUAUGUGUACAAGCAUGCUGAAUGUCUCUUAUUGCUGAGAGCUGGUGAUGUACAUGAACAUGUUGAUCUCAUUAUGGAUGGACUGGCAGGUAAAUGCCAUUUGCUGACAUAUUUUUUAAGUAAGUAAUUUAUAGCUUAGAGAUCACAAACAUUUUAUUUAUUUGAUGAUGCAGGGCAAUCAUCAGUGACAAUUUUGGUUUGUAGCUACACAGCUAAAAAAAAUUUAUCAGGUGAUUUUACUGUAGGAUUGUCACUGUGGCAGCACUGUGCAGCUGGUCUUGAUGAAUUAGUAUGUACUACCAUUUAUGCUUUCAGUAUUUCUCGUAUAAACUUAUUGAAAAGCAUAAAGGUUUUUUUUUCUCUGGCAGUUUUAAGCAUUGGUUUAAGUCCUAAGACUUAAUUUUGUGUGCCAUUCAUUACUUUAAACAUAUUAUGAGAAAGAAUAAAUUAAAAAUAUUUAAUCUAAAUAACACAGUUGCACACAAAGACUGUUAAUUUGUUCGUGGUCAUUGUGUUGUAUUUACUUCAAUUUCGUUUUAAUUGAGUAAGAAUGAUGUGAGGUAACAUUGGGAUUAUACAGAGGUUAAAAUUUCUUAUAUUUAUAUUUCACAAGCAUUAGCAUUGUGAUCGUGGAAAGCUUAGGUAAUUGUAAAGUUGUGCACGGUACAGCGUUACACGAAUCAUUACUGUUAUAUAGCUCCACUCAAAACACAUUAUUCUAGUCUCCUGCAGAUCGGACAUGGUUCUGCCACUCACCACUGUGGCAACGUGUCUUGGGUAUGGCGGCUGAGGUAUUACGGGUCAGUCACCGUGCUUAAUACGGUUUGGCAUUUGAUACCAUCAAAUGCUUGUGAAUCUACAGGAUUUGCGUGAUUUUUUUGGCAGUUGUAACUGCUAGGAUUUCCAGCCGACAGAAAAAUACUUUGGCAUUUGACACCAUCAAAUGUUUGUUGUGAAUCUACAGGAGGUGCGUGAUUUUUUUUUUUUUGCAGUUGGUGUAACUGCUAGUAAUUUCCAGCUGACAGAAAAAUACUUGAAUUUAAACAGGAACUAUGGACAUUGUCCUAGUAUGUAUACAUUUUUCACAUGUCUGUCCAUUGUUUAUAUUGAUAGCAGUAUUUUUUUUGGACAUAGUAUACCAGUUUUCCUUGCCAUCUAAAAUUUUAAAUUCUUUUUAUUUGCACCCCAACACAUCGUCACAUAUUUGAAUGAUAAAUAUUUAGCUAAACAUUUAGCAUUUCAAAGUCGGUGAUAAUUAUUAAGUAAUGUGUAAUUGGCAGAAUAAAUGCUUUGGGAAGGGAUGUAACAGCAUAUAGUGUUGUGAAGUGGGGGCAAACGGGGGCAAAGAAAGUGCUGUGUAAUCAAUUUUUAGAUAAUAAAACUGCUUAAAUAGCACCAUUUUCCACCUUGAAAUACAAAUUUUCCCGGGGAAGGACCCCCGGACCCCCCGCUUCAAUUGAGGGGAUCAAUGAUUCUUUAUAAUAAGGUAUAUUGCACCCCCUUUAGAAAUUUAGUUGUUGCGCCCCUGGUUGUGAACAUGAGAUUUUUUACCUGCGUGACAAACAAAAAUGAAUGAUUAAAUAUAAAAUAGUUCUUGCCAUUUAAUAUGUAACAUAUGACAGCAGGUUUGUAUGAGAUAAACAUGUUUAAUUAACUAACUUACAAAAUCGAUAAACCUGACGUUCAUUUCAGUAACUUCAUGCCCACGACGUAAUGGGAAUAUAAACUAGAUAUUUAUAAUCAAGUAGUCUUAUGCAUCUGCCAUUUAUGUCGCACUGAUGUCGUGAAUGUGUGAAACGUGAUUGGUUAUAAAAGUAAUUGUGUUCAUCGCAUCACUUCCUUUUGCUUUUGUGAUUCCAGCAUAAUUAAGUAAAUGUAAGUUCAGUAUGUAUAUUUUACAUGCUUGGUGGCGGUUUUUUUCCAAAGCCUGCAUGCUGCAAGCCCUUAUCAUGACCAGUUGUUGCACAUGUGUACAAUUCCUGCAACAUUCUAUAGUAAUUUCGAAUUUGUUGUUUAUUCAACAUUUUAUUUAUCCUAUAUAUUACUAGUUUAUGAUGUUAAACAUUCCGAACUUGCCCUGAUGGCUGUUCUGUAGCGAGUUGCCAUAAAAUGUAGACUUAACUUAGAUGAAGUGGCAAGGUGUGUAUGCCUGUACCCGUUUCAUUCAGGAAUGAAAUAUGUGAACAAGCCUAUUUUGAGUUUGAUCAUUCUCUCUUGAAAAACUUUUUUAUUUCUCUGGAGGCCAUUUUCCAGAUGCUUACUGGUUUCAAGAAAAAAAAUCAAUUGUGCUCAAUUGCAUAUUUAACUGCUUUAAUUUAUUUCCUGAAAAUAAUGAUGUAUGUUUCUGGUUGCAUAGAAAUUCAGACACAACCCUUAUUUCAGAAAGAUUGUUUCUAGAGAGGAGCUGAACUUUUAUUGGUUUCACCUUGCUUGUGGCAAGCCUAUGAAAUUUCAUUUGUUGUAAUAAUGAAAAAAUAUAUAUAUAUAUAUUUAUGAAUUUAAUCUUAAUUUGUUAUUGUUACGUGUUUAUUAUGUGAUACAGAUGUUUGUGAAAGUGCAGUGAUAGAUUUUCAGAGUAAAUCUUUUGUGACUGAUGACUUGUGUGUUGGAAGACUUGGAUUUAGUGUUGAACUUCUGCAGAACAACUGCCAGUAUUAAAGGUUCAUUUUGAUCCCAGUAUGGUCUUUACCUUGUCGUAUACUUGUAAAUAAUCACCGGCCAGUUUAUUUCUAAUUUGAUUUGCUGAUACUUUUCACUAUGCUAAUUUCUAUUAUCCUGAUGUUUUUGUACAUAUUUUUAGAACUUGCAUAAUAAAAUGCUUUAUGA
Molecule: messenger RNA, 10332 nt
Organism: Bacillus rossius redtenbacheri
Lineage: Eukaryota; Metazoa; Arthropoda; Insecta; Phasmatodea; Bacillidae
Gene: Neurl4
Product: neuralized-like protein 4
Exons: 25
Coding region: 286-4878 (1530 amino acids)
Molecular function (GO): ubiquitin protein ligase activity
Source: RefSeq, a predicted model, not a curated record